This is a messenger RNA of Aspergillus alliaceus, 4639 nucleotides long. Its product is annotated as ABC-2 type transporter-domain-containing protein. Gene Ontology annotation, cellular component: membrane. The record is from RefSeq and is a predicted model, not a curated record. Gene Ontology annotation, biological process: transmembrane transport. Bases 85 to 4431 code for a protein of 1448 amino acids. NCBI's taxonomy places the organism in Eukaryota, Fungi, Ascomycota, Eurotiomycetes, Eurotiales, Aspergillaceae. The transcript is spliced from 2 exons. Gene Ontology annotation, molecular function: ATP binding; ABC-type transporter activity; ATP hydrolysis activity.
UCCGCCACCACCCCCUACCAAUUAACUGUAUACCGAAUCUUCACACUGCCUUUGUAGGCACUAUUCUAUAUACUGUGGCCGACAAUGUCGUCCAAGGGUGAGACGGGCCCGGACGUCGACCGGGCGCCGCAAAUUGACACUAAAUUCGAACGCGAUGACGAUACCCUAUCGGACACAUCCUCAUCUCUGUCAUCGGACGAGGAACAGGAGCGACAGUCCUUGUCUCGCAUUGCCUCUAGCCGACUGGGCCAAGUGCUCUCCACUCAGGGGAAGGAUGACCCCCAGCUCGAUCCUAACAGUCCUGAAUUCGACCAUCGUCGUUGGGCCCAUUCCGUUCUGAAGUUAAUGCACCAGUCCGGUAUCGAACCACCACGACAAGGCGUCGUCUUCAAGGAUCUCCAGGUCUCGGGGUCCGGGUCAGCGCUUCAGUACCAAGAGACGGUCCUAUCCACGUUCACUAUCCCCUUUCGCAAGGCGUCUAGAGCGAUUUCGGGGCAGAAACAGGCCCCUCGUCGCCAGAUCCUGCGCGGCUUUGAUGGUCUCCUCGAGGGAGGAGAGCUCUUGCUUGUCCUGGGCAGGCCUGGAAGCGGAUGCUCAACGUUACUCAAGACCAUCUGUGGCCGCAUGGGCGGACUAUCCUUGGAGCCCGAAAGCACUAUACACUACAACGGAAUAGGGUAUGAGGAGAUGAUAAAACACCACCGAGGAGAUAUUGCCUACAACAAGGAGGUAGAUGAGCACUUUCCCCACCUCACUGUGGGCGAAACCCUCUCUUUUGCGGCGCAUGCCCGGGCUCCUCGACGACGUCUCGAGGGCAUGAGUCGCAUGGAGUUUGUCGAUACCAUGACCAAGGUGGUCAUGUCGAUAUACGGCCUCUCGCACACCGCUAACACCAAGGUGGGAGAUAAUUUCAUCCGUGGAGUUAGUGGAGGUGAACGGAAACGGGUUAGCAUUGCAGAGAUGUUUCUGUCUAACUGUCGCAUCGGUGCUUGGGAUAAUAGCACCCGAGGCCUCGAUGCGGCGUCAGCCCUGAAGUUUGUGAGGUCCCUGCGUCUCUCCGCCGACAUGAGCAACACCUGCCACGCUGUAGCUGCCUACCAGGCCUCUCAGUCAAUGUACGAACUCUUCGAAAAGGUGGUGGUCCUUUACGAGGGUUAUGAGAUCUACUUUGGGCCCACAGACGGUGCUGUGAAAUAUUUCCAGCGGAUGGGCUGGGAACGACCGGAGAAGCAAGUUAGCCCUGACUUUUUGACGGCCAUUACCAACCCCGCAGAACGAAAAGCCCGUCCUGGCAUGGAGGAGAAGGUCCCUCGGACCCCGAAGGAGUUCUCAGAUUAUUGGAAGCGCAGCCCUGAAUAUCAACAGUUGCGCAACGACAUUGGCAAAUAUGUACAAGAACACCCGCCAAAUAGCGAGGGGGCCCAGAUCCUCCGCCACACCCAUGAGGAGAAGCAGGCCCGGCAUACCCGCACAGACAGCCCAUAUCUGCUAUCCAUUCCGAUGCAAAUCCGGCUUUGUGUCCGGCGGGCGUAUCAGCGCCUGCGCAAUGAUUUGCCCACGGCGAUGUCAACAGUAAUCGUUCAGACCGUCCUGUCCCUGAUUAUCGGAUCUGUCUUCUAUAAUUCUCCCAAUACUAGCAAUGCAUUCUUCCAAAAGGGUGCUGUACUAUAUUUCGCCGUGUUGAUGAACGCGCUAAUUACUAUUGGUGAGAUCAUGCAACUCUACAGCCAGCGGUCCAUUGUGGAAAAGCAGGCCGCCUAUGCCUUUGUGCAUCCAUUCACUGAGGCUUUGGCUGGCAUCCUAGUGGAUCUGCCCAUUAAGAUGCUCCGGUGUUCUGUUUUCUGUAUCAUCCUCUACUUCCUAGCCAACUUACGCCGGGAACCGUCACAGUUCUUCAUCUUUUACAUGUUUUUACUGUGCGCCGUUCUCACCAUGUCGGGAAUGUUCCGUAGCUUGGCUGCGUUGACGCGAACGGUUGGCCAAGCCAUGGCACUUGCCGGUAUCCUUGUCCUAUGCAUCGUUGUCUAUACAGGGUUCACUCUGCCACAGCCAUAUAUGCACCCAUGGUUCUCCUGGAUUCGCUGGAUUAAUCCCAUUUACUAUACCUUUGAAUCACUAGUUGCCAAUGAGUUCCAUGGCCGGAAUUUCGAAUGUGCAUCUUACAUCCCAUCAUAUGGCACGGGCAACUCUUUCAUUUGCUCAGUCGUUGGUGCGGUGGCUGGGCAACGGUUUGUCUCCGGAGAUGAUUUCAUUGAACAGAAUUACCACUACUCAUACUCGCAUAUAUGGCGCAACUUCGGCAUCCUGAUCGCAUUUAUGAUCUUUUUCAACGCACUCUACUUAACAGCCACGGAAUUUAUCUCUUCCGACAAGUCCAAGGCGGAGGCAUUGGUAUUCCGGCCUGGUCAUGCUCCCAGAUAUCUCCAACAUGGUGAGGAUAUCGAGGCAGAGAAGGCGAAGGUUGCAACGGAGGUUCGGGCUGAUGCGAAUUCCAUCCGACUCCCUGAGCAAAAAGAUAUCCUGUCCUGGAAGUCUGUGUGUUAUGAUAUUCCCGUCAAAGACGGAACUCGCCGGCUGCUGGAUGACGUGAAUGGAUGGGUAAAGCCCGGCACACUGACAGCCUUGAUGGGCGUUUCUGGUGCGGGGAAGACUACCCUCCUCGACGUACUUGCCCAGAGAGUGUCCAUCGGAGUAGUCACCGGAGACAUCCUCGUUAAUGGUAAAGGUCUUGCCGCGAACUUCCCCCGUCGUACUGGUUAUGUCCAGCAACAGGACCUCCACCUUGAGACCACUACGGUGCGUGAGGCUCUACGCUUCAGCGCCAUGCUUCGUCAACCACGAUCCGUCUCUCAACGAGAGAAGCAUGAUUAUGUGGAGCAAGUCAUCCAAGUUUUGGGCAUGGAAGACUAUGCCGAGGCAGUGGUGGGCAGGCUAGGUGAAGGGUUGAAUGUAGAACAGCGAAAAUUAUUAAGCAUUGGCGUUGAACUUGCUGCCAAGCCCACCCUUUUAGUCUUCCUCGACGAACCUACCAGCGGGCUGGACUCCCAGAGCUCAUGGACGAUCUGCGCGUUUCUUAAGAAGCUGAGCAAUCAGGGCCAAGCGGUGCUUGCAACUAUCCACCAGCCUAGUGCUAUGUUAUUUCAAACCUUUGACCGCUUGCUAUUCCUUGCCAAGGGAGGAAAGACGGUCUACUUCGGUGAUAUUGGUGAGGACUCCCGCAUUCUGUUGAACUAUUUCGAACGCAACGGCGGCCGAAUUUGCAAGGAACAAGAGAAUCCGGCAGAGUACAUCCUCGAAACGGUCUCCGGCGAUGUUGAUAAGAACGCACCAGAUUGGGUAAAGGUGUGGAACGACAGCCCUGAGCAUAAGGAUAUCCUCGCGGAGCUUGAUCGAUUACACUCACUCCAAGGUGAAGCAGAUUCUCACUCUUCCAGCGUCGAGGAGGGGGCCAACAACGAAUUCGCGAUGCCAUUAUACAGCCAGCUCUAUCAUGUUCUCUAUCGGGUGUUCCAGCAAUACUUGCGCCAACCAGAGUAUAUAUUCUCGAAAUUCAUCCUAGGAAUAGUUUCCGGUCUAUUCAUCGGGUUUUCCUUUUGGAAAACCGACAAUACGCAACAGGGCUUUCAGAACUCCCUCUUUAGUAUUUUCUUGCUCUGCACAAUCUUCAACACUCUGGUCAACCAGAUCAUGCCCAAGUUUGUGGCUCAGCGCGCCCUCUAUGAGGUCCGUGAGCGGCCUUCACGCGUCUACUCCUGGAAGGUAUUCAUCCUCUCACAAAUGAUUGUUGAGAUCCCCUUCCAAAUCGGACUAGGUAUCUGCUCCUGGGCAUCAUUCUACUGGUCUGUCUUCGGUGCAGGCCAAGACUCUGAGCGUCGCGCCCUGAUCAUGCUUUUCAUCGUGCAGUUCUUCGUUUAUAGUGCGAGUAUGGCCCAGUUCGUUGUCUGCGCGAUCGGGGAACCCGCAUUGGCAUCCAUGCUUGCCACCCUUAUGUUCGGUCUUUCAUUCAUGUUCUGUGGUGUCAUGCAGCCACCCCCUGCCCUCCCCGGCUUCUGGAUCUUCAUGUACCGCGUCUCCCCUUUCACGUACUACAUUGGAGGUAUUGGUAGCACAGCCUUACAUGGCCGCCGUGUGGAAUGUAAUGCUGCCGAGCUGAGCGUUUUCGACCCACCUCAGGGCGAAACCUGCGGCGACUAUAUGGCUAGGUAUAUUGCGAAGGCCGGGGGUCAAUUAUACAACAAGGACGCGACAUCUGGCUGCGAGUAUUGCUCCAUGGACUCCGCAGACCAAUAUCUUGCCGCUCGGUGGAUCUCCUGGGAUGAGCGCUGGAGAAAUUACGGCAUCUUCUGGGCUUACUUCGUGUUCAACAUUGUUGGGGCGAUUACCCUCUAUUACCUGUUCAGGGUCAGAAAGAUCGGACUGAAAAAGACCUGAGUUUGGAGAAACUAUACCCAUAAUUUCUAAUUCUCUAUUAAUAAUAUGGCUUCUUUUGUUUUCUCUCUUCUUUGCGCGUCGUUCAUAGCGUGGUGAUUACGCAUCACAUUUCAUCUCUGCUCAUAUUGACUGACAGGGAAUUCCUAAUUCACUGACUGACCUUCUACCAUUAUCUAUGUCCAUAGACAUUAUAAAAUUUUAACCUCAA